AUGGGUACGGAAGGGCAAGGUAGCACGUCGGCGACACCCACGUCUGCAACAGCGACGGAACCCAAAGAGGAGGAGGGCGUCAAGGGUGACAAGACUGCUGUUGUGUCGGGGGAGGUCUGCGAGAGCAUCAAGAAGGGCAUGCGGAUAAUCAGCGACAUAGAGAAGACGCGCGCGGACGGCAUGGUAUUUAAAUUUGAGCUGGAUCUCAUGUAUGCGCUGGCAGGAGAGAAGGCCACCGCACGCGCUCCGCCGGGGCUAUGCUUGGCGAGUUGUCAACGUGCUGCGUGCAACAAGACGGAGGAGCCCACGGGGCGUCCGUUUUGCUGCUGCUCCAAGUGCGGCGCCAAGUACUGCAGCCGGGAGUGUCAGGUGAUCGACUGGAAGAAGGAUCACAAGGCCAUGUGCGGCCAGCUGAAGGAGAUGCGAGGCGGGGACGCGGGGGGUGGCCGGGCGCCGCUCGACAGACAGAGCGUGGUGGCGAGGGUUCUCGGGCGGGUGCGGCUCUACCUGUGUCCGUUCGCGGUGUGCCACGGGGAGGCGCUCGGUAGAGGCUUCGUUUUCGUACAGACACCGAACCCCGUGCUGGAGCUGGAGUACUUGCGACCCGUCAACAGCAACGGGCGCAGGCUUGACCGCAGCAUCAUCCUCCACUUCCUGAGCAUGGGAGAGUUCGUGGACGCCGUUCUGCAGGACGACUUUGAACUCGGGGUGAUCAGAAGUCCCCUCGAGGCCGCCGUGGAGUCUUACGACACCAAGGCCGAGAUGGUGGUGCUGUUCAGGGCCCGCUGCGGCUACAUGGCGGUCGUGGUCGUGCCGCUCGUGCCGGGGUGGGCCGUGUGCCGCCAGCUGGGGCUGGAGUACAAGGAAAAGGACGCGCUGCAGCUCAAUCUCGACGACACAGAUUGA
This is a messenger RNA of Ectocarpus siliculosus, 906 nucleotides long. The record is from the annotation of a GenBank genome assembly. Lineage: Eukaryota; Phaeophyceae; Ectocarpales; Ectocarpaceae.